This is a messenger RNA of Strongyloides ratti, 1896 nucleotides long. Its product is annotated as Beta-lactamase-like domain-containing protein. The record is from RefSeq and is a predicted model, not a curated record. The transcript has 5 exons. Lineage: Eukaryota; Metazoa; Nematoda; Chromadorea; Rhabditida; Strongyloididae. The coding region runs from base 1 to 1896 and encodes 631 amino acids.
AUGAUGUAUUUUAACUAUCAUAUAUUUAUUUAUUUAUUUUUUGUUGUUAACUUUUAUGGAAAUGUUAUGAGUACCACUAGUUGGUUUUCAAAAAAAGAACCAUUUAUUCCAUCAAUAAAGAAUGUUGGUGUUGUAACAUUAGUAACCGGAAUGUUAGAAAGAACUUCUUCAGCAAAUAAAUGUAUUGGUGCUGUGACAUUAAUUAAAGAUAAUGGAUAUUUUAUUGUUGUUGAUUCACCUUCAGCAACUGAUAUGAUUUCAAAAGAAAAAAUGCUUAAAACUUUAGCAUUACAAAAAAUAUCACCAACUGAGAUACAAAUGGCUAUUACUACACAUGGUCAUCCAGAUCAUUUUGGUCAAGGAUUAUUAUUUUCAAAUGCACGACAUUUUUUUGCUAGUUAUGAGUAUACAGAUAAUACCUAUAUUACAACGGAUUUAUCAACUAAUGAUUCUAUGAAGUUAACACAUCACGUUGAAAUUUGGAAUACUCCUGGUCAUACUAAUCAAGAUGUUUCUAUUAUUGUUAGAACAUCUUGUUGUGGAACUAUCGCUGUUGUUGGUGAUCUUUUUUAUGAUGAAAAUGAUGCUAAUGGAGAUAUUAAAAAUUGGAUUAAUGAAGCAUGGAAUCCAAAAUUAGGAAUGAUUAAUAGAAGAAAAGUUAUUUGUAAUGCUAAUAGAAUUGUUCCUGGUCAUGGACCAAUGUUUAAAGUUACUGAUAAUAUGAAAAAACUAUACAAUUGUUCUAAAUGUAUAAAAUGUGCAGCUAUUAAUGUUAGAUGUAAAGUUUGCAAACCUAUUAUGGAAAAAGUUUUAAUUACAACAAAAUCAAUAACUACUACAACUGAUACUCCAACGACACUAUUUAUUCCAACAACAACAACUGAAAUUCCAACAACGAUAUUUACUAGUACUACAACAGAAUUUCCAACAACAAUGUCUACUAGUACUACAACUGAAAUUCCAACAACAAUGUCUACUAGUACUACAACUGAAAUUCCAACGACAAUGUCUACUAGUACUACAACAGAAUUUUUAACAACAUCGUCUACUAGUACUACAACUGAAAUUCCAACAACGAUAUUUACUAGUACUACAACAGAUUUUCCAACAACAAUAUCUACUAGUACUAAAACUGAAAUUCCAACAACAAUAUCUACUACUACUGCUACAACUGAAUCUCCAACUAUUAUGACUAAUAUAUUAACAAAAAUUACUACUAAAUCUUUAACAAAUACAGAAAAUAAAAUUUCUGAUAUAAAUCAAAUUAAUUCUAUGAUAACAACAUCAACAACAAUUCCAUUAUGCUUUAAUGGUCCACAGUUACAGUAUUAUAUUUUUACUCAUCCAUGUCUACCAUGUCCUACAUGUCCAAUUUAUUAUCCAACAAAAAAUGAUAAAGCUGAAUUUAAUUUCGAUGAAUUUGUCUUAAAAUAUAAUCCAAUAUCUAAAGUAAAAAAUAUUAACAAUGAAGAAAAAAUAAAUAAUAAUUUAUCAAAAUUAAAUUAUCAAAAUAUAAACAAUUAUAUAAAUUCUAAUCAAAAAUUAGUACAACAGCCAAUAAUAUAUCCAGAAACAAAGUCAUACUCAAUAUUAAGACCAUUUUCAAAAAUUUCCCCAUAUUUUGUAGAUGAUAAUAAGAAAGAAAGUACUACUAUAUUACCAAUAACUAUAAAUUCAAAUCAACUUCCAUCACCAUUUAAAAAUGUUGCUUCUAAUUUUAUGAAUUAUUUUAGAUCACAUAUAACAAAAGAAAAAUCUAUGGAAGAUACAGCAAAGUCAAUAGUUAAUGAUGCUUUAAAAGUAAUAAAGGUUAAUCAAUUAGAUAAUAUGCUUUCACAACAAAUAUCACUUUUUCCAGGUGUCAAUAAGAUAAAGACAAAUGAAGAAAAAUUUUAA